Messenger RNA from Eutrema salsugineum, 383 nucleotides. Its product is annotated as defensin-like protein 71. Bases 50 to 298 code for a protein of 82 amino acids. NCBI's taxonomy places the organism in Eukaryota, Viridiplantae, Streptophyta, Magnoliopsida, Brassicales, Brassicaceae. The transcript is spliced from 2 exons. The record is from RefSeq and is a predicted model, not a curated record.
UAGACUUCUUCUUUUUUUCACAGCAAAAUUAACAGUAAGAAAGAAGAUAAUGAAUAUUACAAAAGCUUUUGUGGUUCUCUUUCUUGUUGUGGUACUAGCAACGCCGUUGUCCAAUUCCAACGUUUUGGCCUCAUCGGUAGUCAAGCCUGCCUUCUUAGGGGGAUAUGAUUAUUGCAUUAUGGACUGUACAGCAGGGGGUCUUGAAGAUGGGUGCAAAUAUGAGUGUAAAAGAAGAAACUAUACCGAUGGAAGUUGUCUUGGUUAUGCACAAGAUUUAAAAUGUUGUUGCAAAAAAUGAUAGAAAUCAAUUAUAUUUCUAGUAAAGUGGCGAUUUGAGGGUUUAAGUUAAUAUUUUUCAAUGAAAUAAAACCAAUCUUACCUUA